AGCCGCCUCUCCGGCGGGAUGCGGCUCCCCGCACUGCUGGCCUGCCUGGCGGGUUGCGCGCUGCUGCUGCUGCUGCUGCCGCAGGCCGGCCUGGCCUGCGGGCCGGGGAAGGGCCACGGCCGGCGGCGGGGCCCCCGGAAGCUGGUGCCGCUGGUCCUGAAGCAGUUCAGCCCCAACGUGGCGGAGCAGACGCUGGGCGCCAGCGGCAAGGCGGAGGGGAAGAUCAGCCGCGGCUCGGAGCGCUUCAAGGAGCUGAGCCCCAACUACAACCCGGACAUCAUCUUCAAGGACGAGGAGAACACCGGGGCGGACCGCCUCAUGACGCAGCGCUGCAAGGACAAGCUGAACUCUCUGGCCAUCUCGGUGAUGAACUUCUGGCCCGGGGUCCGGCUGCGGGUCACCGAGGGCUGGGACGAGGACGGCCACCACUCGUCCAGCUCGCUGCACUACGAGGGCCGGGCCGUGGACGUCACCACGUCCGACCGCGACCGCCACAAGUACGCCACGCUGGCGCGGCUGGCGGUGGAGGCCGGCUUCGACUGGGUCCACUACGAGUCCCGGGCGCACGUCCACUGCAGCGUCAAGUCAGAUCACUCCAUGGCGGCCAAGGAAGGCGGCUGUUUCCCUGGCAACGCCUCGGUGACGUUGGAGGGCGGCGCCCGGAAGUCCAUGAGCGCGCUGCGGCCCGGGGACCGGAUCCUGGCCUCGGCGAACGGCGGCCUGGUCUUCAGCGAGGUCAUGACCUUCCUGGACCGGGACCCGGACACACCUCGGCUCUUUGUCAGCCUGCGGACCGCGGCCGGACCACAGCUCGCCCUCACUGCCGCCCACCUGCUCUUCGUGUCGGGCAGGAACUGCUCCGAGGGCGCGGUGCCGGCGACCGGCCGGCUGCGUGCCGCCUACGCCGGCGCCGUCCGGCCCGGUCAAUGCGUCCUGGUGGCGGUCGGUGGGGUGGCGCGUCUGUCCCGCAUCGUUGGGGUCAGCGUGACGACAAACCGAGGGGCGUUCGCCCCGCUGACCCAGCAGGGAACCAUCAUUGUGGACGGCGUGGCGGCGUCCUGCUACGCGGCGGUGGACGGCCACCGGCUAGCCCACCUGGCCUUCGCCCCGCUCCGCCUGCUGCACUGCUGGACUGGGAGCGCUGGGCGCCACGGCAACGGCCUGCACUGGUACUCACGGAUCUUACUCUGGCUGGGUCGGGCGGUUCUGGACCCGGGGCGCCUCCAUCCGCUGAGCGUCGCUCUGGGCGACAUGUGAGAGAAACCGGCAUGGGACCGAGGUGGACUUCCUGCUGAAGUGGCAGCAAACAGGAAGUAGUAUCAACCAAUAGAAAGUACCAGCAACAAACAGGAAGUGCCAACAACAAACAGGAUGUACCAGCAGAAAAAAAAAGUACCAGGAACAAACAAGAAGUACUAUCAACAAAAAGUACCCGAAGCAAACAGGAAGUACUAUCAACACACAGGAAGUACCGGCAGCAAACAGGAAGUACCACCAGCAAACAGGAAGUACCAGGAACAAACAGGAAGUACUAUCAA
Xiphophorus maculatus (southern platyfish) is the source of this 1538-nucleotide messenger RNA. Its product is annotated as indian hedgehog B protein. The record is from RefSeq and is a predicted model, not a curated record. Lineage: Eukaryota; Metazoa; Chordata; Actinopteri; Cyprinodontiformes; Poeciliidae. The coding region runs from base 19 to 1257 and encodes 412 amino acids. Gene Ontology annotation, molecular function: patched binding; calcium ion binding. Gene Ontology annotation, biological process: cell-cell signaling; regulation of gene expression; protein autoprocessing. The transcript is spliced from 3 exons.